Messenger RNA from Carassius auratus (goldfish), 639 nucleotides. Its product is annotated as protein dopey-1-like. NCBI's taxonomy places the organism in Eukaryota, Metazoa, Chordata, Actinopteri, Cypriniformes, Cyprinidae. Gene Ontology annotation, cellular component: trans-Golgi network; endosome. The annotation marks the transcript as partial. The transcript has 5 exons. The record is from RefSeq and is a predicted model, not a curated record. Gene Ontology annotation, biological process: Golgi to endosome transport.
AGUCUCUUCACCAAUCGAGAUGCAGAGCUUGAGCAGAGAGCCAUGCUACUCAAAAGACUGGCCUUCACCAUCUACAGCAGCGAGGUGGACCAGUACCAGAAGUACUUACCAGACAUCCAAGAGCGUCUUGUGGAGAGCCUACGACUCCCUCAAGUGCCCAUCCUCCAUGCUCAGGUCUUCCUCUUCUUCAGAGUGCUGCUACUGCGCAUGUCCCCCCAGCACCUGACCUCACUCUGGCCCACGAUGAUCACUGAGCUGGUUCAGGUUUUCUUACUUAUGGAACAGGAACUCACUGCAGAUGAGGACAUCACCAGGACCUCAGGUCCCUCGGUUGCAGGGCUUGAGACAACAUACUCAGGGGGCAAUGGGUUCUCUACCUCCUAUAACAGCCAGCGCUGGCUUAACCUCUACCUGUCUGCCUGCAAGCUGCUGGACCUGGCCCUCGCUCUACCCUCUGAGAGUCUGCCUCAGUUCCAGAUGUAUCGCUGGGCUUUCAUCCCUGAAGCCUCUGAUGACUCUGGACUGGAGGUCCGCAGACAGGGGACCCAUCAGAGAGAGUUCAAGCCCUAUGUUGUCAGACUGGCCAAACUGCUGAGAAAAAGGGCCAAGGUAAUACAACCGUGAAACAGUUACCACAAU